AUGGAUCGCGAUGCUGGACACGAUGUCUAUAGCGCUGAAACUUUGCGGGAGACUGAAUACCCUAUGCUCAAAGGGGAAACAUAUCUCGAUCAUACCGGUACAACUCUCUAUGCACAGUCGGCUCUCAAAAGCUUCACCCAGGAAAUGUCCACCAGCCUCCUUGGAAACCCGCACUCCGAGUCACGGUCAUCGCAAGUCUCAACAAAGAAGGUCGAAGAGGUUCGAAGGCGGACAUUGGAGUUCUUCAACGCCGACCCGGAGCAUUUCGAUUUAGUUUUUGUUAUGAAUGCCACCGCGGCAGUUAAACUCGUCUUUGAGGCAUUAAAGGACGUACCCGUGUCCCGGGACCUGGAGAAGCCCCCCCAAUUCCCGGGAUUCUGGCUCGGAUAUCAUAUUGAGUCCCAUACAAGCAUUGUGGGUAUGCGCGAAAUGGCCGAUGCAGGACAACAUUGCUUCGUCUCAGAUGAUGAAGUUGAGUCCUGGCUCAGAUCCACGCCUUCCAAGGACAAGACGGGUCAAUUUCCAGGGCAAAGUUCGGAAACCUUCCAAGUGGGCCUAUUUUCGUAUCCAGGGCAGACAAAUCUAACUGGACGACGGCUGCCUCUUCACUGGCCAGAAGUCAUACGUCAAUCAGAAUAUACCUCCCACCAGCGAGUGUUCAGCCUUUUGGAUGCUGCAGCUUUAGCCUCAACCGUGUCACUGGACUGCUUCCGGGACCCGGAUAGAGCCCCCGAUUUCACAGCCGUCAGCUUCUACAAGAUCUUCGGUUUCCCUGAUCUAGGAGGGUUGAUCGUGCGUAGGAAAUCUGCACAUGUACUACUGCAGCGUCCCUACUUCGGCGGCGGCACUGUGGAAAUGGUCACCUGCUCCGGCCCACCAUGGCAUUCUCGAAAGGUAGCCUGCAUCCAUGAGGCGCUCGAGGAUGGCACCGUACCAUUUCAUAAUAUCAUAGCUCUCGGGUGUGCUAUUACCACACACGAGAAGCUGUAUAUAUCCCAGGAACACGUGUCUCGCCAUGUGACUCACCUCACUGUAAGCCUCUACAAGCUCCUUUCUUCUAUGUGCCACUCGAACGGCGUGAAAGUGUGCGAGAUUUACAAAGAUCACUCUGCCACAUACGAUGACAGUAAGACUCAAGGAGGCAUCAUCGCCUUCAACAUCCGCUCUGAUGAAGGUCGGUGGUUAAGCCUUUCCCAUGUUGAGAAGGCUGCCAAUGAGCACCGCAUCCAUCUUCGCACGGGUGCCGUCUGCAACCCGGGGGGUGUAGCAAAGAUCCUAAAGCUAGAGCAGUGGGAGUUGUUCCAGAACUACAUGGCCGGUGUUCGAUGCGGAUGUCGGAGCGUACUAAUUGGACAUAAGCCUCCGGGCAUCAUCAGAGUCAGUCUGGGCGCCAUGAGUACAAUGAGUGAUGUGGAGAUCUUCGUGGGGUUUAUCCACAACCUCUUUACGACCGGCCCUCUUCCUCUGCUGACAUCACCGCCACUUCCAUCACCCCAGAGCCUUCGAGUGCAUACCCUGAUGGUUUACCCGAUCAAGGGUGGUGCUGCAUACACCGUGCCAGAGAACAAAUCCUGGCAGGUCAACUCCACUGGCCUGCAGUGGGACCGCCAAUGGUGUAUAGUCAACCUGCAAACUGUAUCAAUCGUCGAUAAGAAGCAGGCUCCACGCUUGUUACUUAUCGAGCCUGAGAUUGACCCCGAAAACGGAGUUUUGCGAAUCAGCGCCCACCGCUCGCUGCAGCAGAGCCAUCCUGAAUCUCGAGGCACUAUGGAGGUCCCACUGGUGCACCCGGGUGACAGGAACUCCUCUAAAACAGUGGAAAGCUAUCAAGAUUGGACCACCGUCAUCAGAGAGGUCAGCCAUCCCUCCUGCAGCAACGCCUCUCAGCAUGUUCAAGUCUACCAAUCACCCGAUCUCGCUACAUUUUUGACUACCGCCCUUGCUAUUCCCUGUACGCUUGCAAGAUUCCUACAUCCGGAGUGUCUACCGAAGCACUCCUCAGAGCAGCUCGCUUCUAAAGACUUGCCAGAGGUGACGAUCUGCUCCAGUCAGAAUGCUGCGAUUGACACAUACCCGAUGCCCAUCCCAGUUGAAGCGCAGAGUGGCCGAUCCCAACCAAAGGCUGUAGCUUUGAUGGAGAUUCUGCGAGCCAACUCCCUGAUGUAUGCCACUUUAGAGUCUGGACACCGGCAGUGGUAUCUACUGCGUGUUGGGCGGAGGGAUCUAGAUGGUGGAAAUGAAAAAGCGCGCGUCAUCCAUUACGGGCGUAUGAAGGCAAUUGAACUGACUGCGGAGCGACAAGGGCCCGAGAUCUUUGAGGCCAUGAGCCCUGUAGUCAAGAUGUCGUGGAGUGAGGAUAGUGAUGGUGAUGGUGGUGGUGGUUGUGGUAGUGAAGAUGAUGAUGCAACGGUUAUGGGCCCACUGGAUGGAAUGCUGCCAAUUCAUGCUGGCCAAAUUGUUCAUGCCAAUGGAUAG
Molecule: messenger RNA, 2475 nt
Organism: Penicillium expansum
Lineage: Eukaryota; Fungi; Ascomycota; Eurotiomycetes; Eurotiales; Aspergillaceae
Product: Aminotransferase, class V/Cysteine desulfurase
Exons: 2
Coding region: 1-2475 (824 amino acids)
Biological process (GO): molybdopterin cofactor metabolic process
Molecular function (GO): molybdenum cofactor sulfurtransferase activity
Source: RefSeq, a predicted model, not a curated record